UGACUAGCAGCCACAGGCAGCAGAGGUAGUGAGAAAGUGGAUUGGCUGCUGAGAGGCACAAUACUGUCUGUUCUUGCACUGCUGCCAGCUGAUGAAUCUUGAAUCUGAGCUGGAAGGUUUAGGCCGUAAGCCCUCCAAGCGCUUGGAGCUGGUGGAGGUCGAUGGAGUCCCUUUACUCAGUGGCUGUGCAGAAAGAUGGAGUCGCAUAUCAACCUUUAAAGCCCGGCCUGAUGACCUUCUAAUUUGCACAUACCCCAAAGCCGGGACCACCUGGAUGCAGGAAAUUGUAGAUAUGAUCCAGCAUGGAGGAGACCCUGAGAAAUGUGCUCAAGUCCCCAUCUACAAACGGAUGCCCUUCAUAGAGAUGUUUUCUCCCUUAUUCUCAUGCUUGGAAGAGGCAGAGGCAAUGCCCUCUCCACGGACACUCAAAUCCCACCUCCCGGUCCAGCUCCUGCCACCUUCCUUCUGGGAACAGAAUUGUAAGAUCAUUUAUGUGGCCAGGAACGCCAAGGACAAUGCAGUUUCCUACUUCCACUUCCACCGCAUGAACAAUAGGAUGCCAGAACCGGGAACAUGGGACCAGUUUCUGGAGAAGUUCCUUGCAGGGAAAUUUGCCUGGGGCUCUUGGUUUGACCAUGUUCGCGGUUGGUGGGAGGCUAAGGACUCUCACCAGAUUCUCUAUCUCUUUUAUGAAGACAUGAAAGAGGACCCAGCCUCAGAGAUUCGGAAAGUAGCCCAAUUUCUGGACCAAGAACUUCCUGAACCAGUUUUGAACCGGAUCAUGGAGCACACGGAAUUCAAGAGCAUGAAAGCAAACCCACUGGCUAAUUACAGCACGAUGCCUGGUUAUAACCACUUGUUGUCAGCCUUCAUGAGAAAAGGUGCCGUAGGAGACUGGAAGGCGCACUUCACAGUAGCUCAAAGUGAACGGCUAGAUGAUAUCUGUGCCCAGUUAUUGGGGGACAGUGGCCUGACCUUCCGCACACAACUAUAAGUGCCCCUCAUCAAGACUUUCAUUAAGAAAAACAUACCUGGAGCUUUGGCCCGCAUUAAAUAAAAGAAACCAUGAAAUCGCAAGCAAGGACCACACAAGAGGGAUGUGUGGGUGUGUCUUUUAACAUUUAUCAUUUUCUCAUUUGUUUUCAUUGGUGAAUGAAUUGUUUGUGAAUUAAAA
Molecule: messenger RNA, 1174 nt
Organism: Rhineura floridana
Lineage: Eukaryota; Metazoa; Chordata; Lepidosauria; Squamata; Rhineuridae
Product: sulfotransferase 1C2-like
Exons: 7
Coding region: 92-994 (300 amino acids)
Biological process (GO): sulfation
Cellular component (GO): cytoplasm
Molecular function (GO): sulfotransferase activity
Source: RefSeq, a predicted model, not a curated record